AUCGACGCGACUAAUGAUGUACCUAAAGACGAAUGGUGGCAUAAUUCAUAUAUUUAUCAAGUAUUUAUUAAAAGUUUCAAAGACAGUAACGGUGAUGGUGUUGGUGAUUUAAAAGGUAUUACAAGUAAGUUAGAGCAUAUUAAAAAUUUGAGCAUCUCUAUUGUAUGGAUACAACCAUUUUAUCCAAGUUCAAUGUCAGAUUCUGGAUAUGAUAUCACUGAUUUUAACGUUAUUGAUCCGUUAUUCGGUAACUUUAAUGAUUUUGAUAAACUUAUUGAAAAAGCCAAGACAUUAGGUAUGAAAAUUGUACUUGAUUUUGUGUCAAAUCAUACUUCUGAAAAGCAUCUUUGGUUCGUAAAAAGUAUUUUGCUAGAAAAAUCAUAUGAUGAUUACUAUGGAUGGUUUGAUGGGAAAGAAGUUAAUGGAAUAAUAAAACCACCUACAAAUUGGCUAAGUAUUUUUCAUGGCCCAGCUUGGACAUGGAAUGAAAAACGACAACAAUAUUACUACCGUACAUUUGCAAAAACACAACCAGAUUUGAAUUAUUGUAAUCUAAAGGUCAAUGAAGAGAUGAAAAAUGUUAUCAGAUUUUUGCUUAAAAAAGGUAUUGACGGUUUACGAAUUGAUAGUAUUCCCAUUCUUGUCGAAGGAAAUCCAAAUGAAGCGUUUCCAUUGAUAGAUCAACCAAAAAAACCAAAUACAACUUAUGACGACGAUAUUUUUUUUUCUCAAGAACCCAUUUAUAUAUAUGAUCCUACUGGAUAUUAUCCAAUAUGUCAAAGUUGGCGAAAUGUUCUUAAUGAAUAUUCUGCAAGUUCAAAAAAGUACAUUUAUUAG
This is a messenger RNA of Metopolophium dirhodum (rose-grain aphid), 837 nucleotides long. Its product is annotated as maltase A2-like. Gene Ontology annotation, biological process: carbohydrate metabolic process. The transcript has a single exon. The record is from RefSeq and is a predicted model, not a curated record. NCBI's taxonomy places the organism in Eukaryota, Metazoa, Arthropoda, Insecta, Hemiptera, Aphididae. The annotation marks the transcript as partial.